AUGAUUCCUAUUUACGUUGCCGUCUGUCAAAAGAGUGAAAAAUCACAAUGUCAAACGUCAAAACCUUUCAAGAUUCUUUUAGUAAUUUUGACAGUUCCUCCGCGAACUUGGUACAAACACAACAUGCCACGUGAAAUUAAAGAUAUCAAAGACUUCCUGUUGAAGGCGCGCAGGAAAGAUGCUAAGUCUGUGAAAAUAAAGAAGAACCCAGAGAAUGUGAAGUUCAAGGUGCGAUGCUCUCGCUUCCUGUACACGCUGGUCAUCACUGAUAAGGAGAAGGCAGAGAAACUGAAACAGAGUUUACCGCCAGGUCUCCAAGUAAAGGAAGUUAAGUGA
Molecule: messenger RNA, 336 nt
Organism: Arctia plantaginis
Lineage: Eukaryota; Metazoa; Arthropoda; Insecta; Lepidoptera; Erebidae
Source: the annotation of a GenBank genome assembly